Messenger RNA from Sphaeramia orbicularis (orbiculate cardinalfish), 5347 nucleotides. It is a transcript of the gene alpk3b, whose product is annotated as alpha-kinase 3b. Gene Ontology annotation, biological process: cardiac muscle cell development; protein phosphorylation. Gene Ontology annotation, molecular function: ATP binding; protein serine/threonine kinase activity. NCBI's taxonomy places the organism in Eukaryota, Metazoa, Chordata, Actinopteri, Kurtiformes, Apogonidae. The record is from RefSeq and is a predicted model, not a curated record. Gene Ontology annotation, cellular component: nucleus.
AUGGGCUCACGGAGGACAAUGACACGCUCCUUCUCUGGUAAUGGAAGAUCCAAUAAUGGGGAUGAAAUCAGUGGGAGCAGCCGGUCUGGGGGCUGCAGCUAUCUGUCCAACGUGAGGCCAGAAAAUAGGAGUACACUGUGCAGCGUGAUGGCACAUCUGACAGAGGAGACACAGCCGUCCUUCGAGACGACUUUGAAGUCCAGAGCCGUGUCUGAGACUUCCACUGUCAAGUUCUCAUGUGUGGUUACAGGACACCCCACCCCUCAGGUCACCUGGUAUAAAGAUGAUGCUCAGUUAGACAGAUACUGUGGACUGCCUAAAUAUGAAAUUUUCCGUAAUGGACAAAACCAUUCCCUACAUAUUUACAAUUGCACUGUGGACGAUGCAGCUAUAUACCAGGCCUCAGCUGCAAACAUCAAAGGCAUAGUGUCCUGCUCUGGUGUUCUGGAGGUUGGCGAAAUGAAUGAGUUCAAAAUCCACCAGAGGUACUUCGACAAACUCAAACAGAAGGCAGAGAAUAAACGCAGAGAAGCAGAAGGUAAAGAAAACCAGGAGCCGUUAAGAACCAUCAGUCCCGACCGUACACUAAGGAAACGCCGCUCAACAAUGGAUGCUUUUCUCAGCACACCAAGCUCUAUGGAGGAUGAGGGAACGAGGAGAGCUCAGGAUGUGGCUGUAGAGACAAAGGCGAGGUUACAGGAGACCACAGUGGAGAAGGUGGAAGAAAAACCAGUCUCCAUCACUAAUGGGACAGCAUCUCCUGUAACUAAUGGACAAGAUAUCAGUGAGAUUGGCAACAAGAAUGGGACAAAUGUAUAUGACUCUGCUCAGAAGAUUUUCACUGCACUCCAACCUAAAAUCCCCUUUGUCAAGAAGAAGAUUAAAAUUUCAAACAGUGCAAAAGUUUCAUCUGAGGAGAAAAGAGCAAAAGAAGAGAUCCUCACCUCUGUAUCUGCAGCCAGAGCUGAGUCCACUCAGUCUAAGGAAAAGCAUUUGGAGGAGUUUAUGGAAGUUGAGAGCGUCAUUACUGCAUCAAUUUUGCAUUCAGGCUCCAGAAAUGUGACGGACAGAAAUCAGAAAUCAGCAAGAAGUGAAAGGCCUUCAAAGGAUAAAAGUGUAUGUGCUGAAGUAACAAUGGCUUCACAGAGAGAACAACUUCCUGCCUCAGUACCUCCUGUCGCUUUGCCAUCCAUAAGUCACAGAGUAUCAGAUAAUAAAGGAAAACGAAUGGCAAAGCAGCAGAAGGAAACUCAACACACAGAUAAAGAAGAACAUUUGGAAAUAGAGGAUGGGAAUCCUUGUGUAACCUCAAUACAACAACAGCCAAGUGUUUCUCCAACACUACUACAACCCCUUCACAUAGUAGAGGAGGACGUUUCUAUAGCAGGGGGUGUUACAGUCAUGGAUGUUGAUGAAAAGUUGAGUUCGUCCACUGAUGUAACUCCCCGUACGCUCUUGGAUGUAUCACGUAAGAGCAGGGCUGUUUUGCCUCAACGUCCAUGUGAACAGGCUCGAGAUCAGCUGUCUGAGACGGAAACAAGCACGUACCACAGAAAUGUGUCUGUGUCUCAGCCAGUGCUUCUGGUUACACAGGCCCAUGCAAAGAUGAACAGGAAUGAUGCACCUGUCAACCUUGAGCUACCAUCGGACCAGACUACGAUGGAGGCACCACAAAAGACCCCAACAGAAACAGAGACCACAGCGCAUGACAUUCAGACCCCAUCUUUACACCGUGGUCUUCAAAAGGCCAUUGACAAAAUGACACAGGACACAUGGGAUCAUUCCUGGGGAUCAAAUGAAAGCCAUAUGGGGCUUUUCACAGACCUACAGAAGUCACCAGUCGAAAGCCCCAGUGGUGGUGAGAACACCCGAGGGUGUAACGUUUCUCCCGCUGCCCAGGAAAGCCAAGUUAAUACAGCUAUAAAAACUGUUGAAGGGACAGAAAUACGGGUUGAUGAGAAGGUAGAAUAUAACAAGGUAGGUAAGUUAUUAGUACAGUCUGACAGUCGGGCCUCACAUGAAAAGAAGAUGAAAAUAGAGACUGAAACUGCAGCUCUACCCACAACAGAACAAACUAAGAAAGAAAAGACCAGAGCAGUAGAUGAAAAAGACGUAGAUGUUUUAAAUGCAUACGGUUCUAAUAAAGAAACUGAAAAGACUCCACCUCAAAUAAAAGGAGAGGAGAAAACACAUUCAGAAUCAGAGAAUCCGCAUCCACCUACCGUAGAGACAGUGACACCACAUUUCACAAAGGAUCAGGAAAACACAAACUUUUCUGUGCCCCAACUAAAAGGCCCCAAAGAAAUUCCAACACCAGUGGCAAAAGUCAUAUCUAUUGCUGAACUUUUAAGAUCACAGUUAAAGGCUCUGGCAAAUUCAAUCACCAUGUUACCAGCCACCAUGGAGCAUGAACCAGGUCAAACCGGUGCAGAGACAGCUCAGGGAUCUGGAAACAGCGGCAGCAAAUGCAAGUCAGUAUCUGAGAAUAAAGGUUUUGAAGAAACUCCUCCUGCAACCAUAAAGGCAACACUUUUGGAGAUUUAUAAUCUACUAAAUAAAACUGAUCAGGAACUUAUGCUGCAAGAUGCAACUGUCCUCUCUGAUCAGACUUCACAAAAACCUCCUGUAAUUCCUCCUGUUUCUGCCAUAGACACUAGCUCCACCAUGCAGAGUUGUUCUCCUGCAGUUACUAAGGACAAAAUGACAAGUGGAAUCACACCGAGUUUGGAUGUAUCUGAAACUAUCAGUGAGGAACUUCAGAAACCUGUGAAAGCCAAAAGUCCAGGAAUCUAUCAUUCCUGGUUUGGAGCUUCCCAAAAAUCAAGGCUUCCCCCUGAAAGUGUCUCUGACACAGAAACACGAACAUCUACUCUGCAGUUUACACAGCAAGAGAGUUGUAUGACUGAAGACUUUUCAAGCACUGGUUCUUUAACUAUUUCCACUCCUGAGAUCAGUCCGCGGUUAAAGAAAAGGAUUUGUGUGUCUCCCCUUCCCUCUGCUACUCCACAAGAACUGGCCUCUGGGGCUCGACGCAAAAUCCUCACACCUAAACCCAAACAGGAGGAGGAAACAGAGGAUUUAACUCAGAAAAAGCUUUCACCUGGUCCUGUAACCCUUCCUACAUCUCCAAGUCUGUCCCGCCAUUCCACUCUUCUUCAGCCUUCUGGUGAGAGAACGCCUCCUGUGGAAAGGCGUUCUCCACUCCAGAGUAGAAGGAAGAUGGUACCUGAACCUCCAAAUCUGCAACCAACUGAUGAAUCCCAAAAACUGAGGCAAAAACCUGCAGAAAAGGACAAACAUGACCCCUUCAAAGGUAAACAGCCCCCAUGUUUGUAUGUCAUACGAAAGAUCAGGGCUGAAACCUUCGCAGACACUUCGGGACACUUAAAACUUUGGUGCCAGUUCUUCAACAUUCUUGGCGAUUCUACUAUCAAAUGGUACAGAAAUGAAGUGGAGAUAGCUCAGAUGAAAAGAAAGUAAGGGAUGAAAACACAGGUUAAUCUUGCCAUUGUUCAAGCAUCAAGUCAAGACGCUGGUGUUUACGGAUGCACAAUCACAAAUGAAUAUGGAACAGACACAACAGAUUUUCUACUCAGCACAGAAAGAAUGUCUUUACGUGAAGACCUCGGGGUUGGAGAGGAAAUCGAAAUGACACCUCUGAUAUUUAACAAAGGUGUGGCUGAUACUUGUGUCUGGAGCAACAAAUUCUUUGGGCGUAUAAUGGUGCAGGAAUCUCAUAUUGGUGAUGGUUGUACUCACAAAGUCUGGAAAGCGAAAGUCAUCUAUGGUCUGGAGCCUGUGUUUGAGUCUGGUAACACAUGCAUUUUGAAAGCAUGCAACCCUAUUGCCUAUGGAGGCAAAGGGGAAACUCUCCUGAUAGAAAAGAACCUGGAGGCUGUCAAGCAGGAAUGUAAAAUUCAGAACUUGGCUCGUGAAUACUGCAAAAUCUUCUCUGCAGAGGCAAGAGCAAUUGAACAUUUUGGCACUACUCUUGAGAUGAUUCCAGUCUACUUGAUGUACCGACCGGCCAACACCGUACCCUAUGUCACAGCAGAGGCUGAUCUGACUGGAGUUUAUCAGAAAUACUCGGUCCUGGAUCAAACAGGGGGGCCACAGAUGAGGACUGGCUCGGAGAUGGAGCACAAGUGCUGUACAUUGCAGCACUGGAUCUUUCAGUGGACCAACGGAAACCUGUUAUUCACACAGCUAGAGGGUAGGUGUUGACAAACAAGAUCACAAAAUGUUCGAGUUUCAGUCAAAUCCACGGGGCAUCAAGGUCUACCUAUUGAGGGAAAUCCCAAAGUUUUUGAGCAAUUUGUCACCCAGCACCAGUGUAAUUACUACUGUGGUCUGCUUGGUCUAAAGUCACCGAAGGUCUUGGAAUCUUUAUUGAUGCCUGCGAAACCAAAGGGGUCCAAAAGCCCCUUACUUCAACGGAAGAUGACUUCAGGCUCCUCUAGCCCCCAGCCAGUCAGAAAAGCUGGUGGGAGCCCCAGGAUGCCCAGGAAGGCUGAGCAAGAUGGCAGCAAAAGUCCCACUAAACAAAAAGCUACUGACGAGCCUAAGGAAAGGAUGGCAUAGAAUUAUUAUCGCUGAUUGAAACAGUGGAGGAACUUUUUAUUCAACCACUUGAGAAAAUAUGAUGAAGUCCUGAACUGACAAAGGUUUACUGUUGGAUGUGUCUCUACAAUCUUAAAACAGUGACCCAUUCAGAGUCCAGGAGUUAUUAAGACAACUUAACCCUUUAAUGUUUGACAGCCACCAUUCCUUUCUAUAUUCAUAUUGAUGCUCUCACUUGUUGAUGUGAUCAUUUGUUCUUUCCACCUGCUGGUAUAUCUUGUAUUGUAUUGUAGCAAAGAUAAUAUGUUUAAGUAAUAAAUAGUAGAUGACCUGGGUUUGCAUUCUAUCAGUUUCUACACUAUUGUGGGUUGCAAAACUUGUGAAACCAAGUCUCAAGUCUUUGUGUGUUUGUCUGUCAGUGUGUGUGCUAAAACAGGACUGAAGUGGCAUUAUCUAAUCUGUAAUUUUCAUUCUGACAGCAUAAAUGACUUUUUUUUUGUAGUGACCUUUGUAAGAACAGGGAUUAAUCAUGUUGGGUCAAAUAACUUUAUAACAAGGAUAUUCAGUAAGCCUUGGUCAUACAGCAUGUUUUUAGGAUGAUGGUUUUCACUUUUUUCAGGUUUAUCGAGCCAAAUGUAGCGUCACAUGAUGACAUUUCUGUACAGUUGCUAAUGACGCAGGGCUUUUAUAUUGUAACCUGUCAUGUUUACCUAUUACAUUGCACUGCAUUUUUUUGAAACUGCACCUUUGAAUAAAGUGCUUGUAAAAUAAAGAACAUUUUAAGCCA